This is a messenger RNA of Rosa rugosa (rugosa rose), 2054 nucleotides long. RefSeq lists its product as uncharacterized. Lineage: Eukaryota; Viridiplantae; Streptophyta; Magnoliopsida; Rosales; Rosaceae. Bases 671 to 1651 code for a protein of 326 amino acids. The transcript has 3 exons. The record is from RefSeq and is a predicted model, not a curated record.
GCAUUCCGUUGAAAGUUGCUUCCUCAUGUCGGACGAACAGCCAACCUCGUUUUCAGUUUCUCAGCUUGUACUUUUAGAAAUAUGUUGAUGUUGAAGGAAUAUCGAUUUAGUGUGCCUUAUCAAACUAGGAGUAGCAAUAGGAGAGAAGGUUCUAGAUUUCCCAAUCCUACACGGAUUGGUAUUCCUUGUAACAUUAGAACUAGUACUUUGUAAUCCCUAUAUAUAGGGCUCCUAUUCUCAAUAAUAUGAUUACAAUUCUCUCUACAAUUUCUCUCAAAUCUCUUUUUCCUUAAACACGUUAUCAGCACGACUCUAACCACAAAACAGAAAACCAAAACUCAUUCACAAAGCAGCCCCUAGCCCGAGCUAGCCGAGCCUUCGCUGCAGCCCGCGCGCCCGUGCGUUUGCAACCUUGCACAGCAGCUCCUGCUGUCCCCUCCCUGCAGCCCUGCGUUCCAGCUUGCUGUCACCGAAGCAUCCCUGCUGCGCAAACAAGCCAACGCACACCCACUGCAUCUUUUUCCCGUUCCUGUGCACAUCCGUCCUCCUGAAAGCCUCUAAACAUCUAGUUCGGAAGCUCAGAUCGAAAAACUUUCUUCAUUAAAGUUGUUCGUCUCUGUCUCUUCCAUCUAACCUCCGAAUUUCAGCCUUAUCGGAGUUAUAUUGAGAUAUGUACACCAAUCGAAGUACAACCUGUUCAGAACAGAAUCUGCUCCGAAAUUUCAACAAGAUGUCAAACAUGAACAAACUCGAUUUUGUUCCAUUGGAUUAUGCAGGCAAAAGGUACUUAUUUUGGGUCACUGAUGUCGAGAUCCACCUUAUUGCCCGUGAUUUAUUGCAUACUAUCCAAGAGCUUUGUCCUAUAGAAACAGCUCCAGACCCUCAAACUGAGAAAGAUAAUUCCAAGGCACUUGCCUUCAUGAAAUGUCACAUGGAUAGUGACCUACAGUUUGAGUUCAUAAAUGAGGAUAGCGCCAUAAAGCUUUGGCAUGCGCUUCGCGAACGAUAUGGCAAUAUUCGUGACUCCAUACUUCCGAAUACAGAAGCAGAAUGGAAAAAUCUUCGGUUCUCUGAAUUUGACACGGUCAUGCUGUUUUAUUCGGAAGCCCUCCGCAUCAAAGUAAUGAUGCGUCUCUGUGGAAAGAUGAUCACAGAAGACCAGUUGAUUGAGAAAACCCUCAAUACCUUCCCCGCCUGUGCUAUGAGGUCCUCUGACUUAUUCCGGACUCAUGUAAAUGCAAGAUGGAUCACAAGUUUUCAACAGCUUAUUGAAGCUACUACUGAAAGACAUGGCAAUGAACUUGUGCAAAGAAGAUUUGAUAGGCUUCAAGAUAGCUAUCAAGAGCAUCGUCCUAUGGCUAGAGAAAGUCGCCAUCGACGUCAUGAUCCAUACGAUCGAAAUGCUCAAGAAGGUAAUCGCUCAAGGCGACAAUCACACGACCGUAGGAGGCGUGAUUUUGAGGGAAAUAGGGUUGGAAACCAUGGAGCCAACGUUGGCCAUGGGCACCACUUUCCAACGCCACCAGUCCUAGGGACUAUGUAUAUUGCGCCAAUGCGCCUCAAUCAAGGGAGAAUCCUCUUUAUGGUGUCUAUUUCUGAUAUGGAACGUCUGAUCAAUGGACCUGAAUUUGCAAUGCACCUACGAAGGUAGCCGCAUCAUGGUGAUCAAGACAUCGAGUUCACAAAGACUUUAAAUCUGGCGAUGAAGACAAAAUGCCGCAGAUUUUUAUUUAGAAUAGUCUUUUAAUUUCCAAGAAUUAUGUAAUGGCAAUUAUGCCUUAAUCAAUAAAAUGACUUAUUGGAUUAUCUCUUUUCCUCUAGGCGUACUCAAUUAAGUAUGAUGUCUAGGAAAGUAAUUGAGAUUAGUGGUACUUAAGAGAGCUUUGCUCCACCGACAUCUCUCUCUACUUCCCUGGUCAUAUUUAAUUGGAAUUACCGAACGAAUUGAGUGACUACAAUUUGUCUAAAGUUUGAUUUUUACAUUGGAUUAGACUAUGGUCACGAAACUUUGAUGUAAUCAUUGGCUAUUAUUAAUAAAAUAUCGAUUUAUUUUA